Lindgomyces ingoldianus is the source of this 405-nucleotide messenger RNA. RefSeq lists its product as uncharacterized. NCBI's taxonomy places the organism in Eukaryota, Fungi, Ascomycota, Dothideomycetes, Pleosporales, Lindgomycetaceae. The transcript has a single exon. Bases 143 to 370 code for a protein of 75 amino acids. The record is from RefSeq and is a predicted model, not a curated record.
UGAGGCUGCCCUACCCGGCCAACGUGCAACUCGAGGCCUAGAUGCGGCCUUUUCUCGAACUCAUUGUACAUCUUACCCGUCACCGACCUCAUUCUUCCAUAGGUAUCUUUUAAGUGCCGACUGAAUCGGAGACAAUGGGAAAAUGAAUCGAUUUCGCGUGCUAAGAAUCAUAUGGACACUGCAUGAAGAACGACUGGGUGAGAUGCUGUGUUUGUUCUACUCAUAUGUAUGUACAUUACAUACAACAAAGCGAGUGAAGCGAAAGACUGCUGCCAUUUCCGAUAACGUUUGUGUUUGCGAGGUUACGACAGGGCUCGUGCAAUCUGUAGCAGCGAAUGCAACGUUCUCUCUGCAACGAGUUGGGGAUUAAUGCGAAGAUUCGGCGGAGCUGCUGGCGAGACUCGG